Messenger RNA from Baudoinia panamericana UAMH 10762, 2399 nucleotides. RefSeq lists its product as uncharacterized. NCBI's taxonomy places the organism in Eukaryota, Fungi, Ascomycota, Dothideomycetes, Mycosphaerellales, Teratosphaeriaceae. The coding region runs from base 134 to 2164 and encodes 676 amino acids. The transcript has 3 exons. The record is from RefSeq and is a predicted model, not a curated record.
AUGUUUCCUUCAUGCAUCAGGCCGCACGCCGCGCGUGAUACAAGCUUUCUGACUUCCUUUUGCUCAAUGCUUGGUCUUCUUGGCACCAACGUCGUCGUCUUACUCUUCGAUGCUGCUGUUAUGAAACCGUCCAAUGUUUUCUAUCGUUUCCCUUUUAUCAUGCUUCUUUGUGCCCAUCCUUGCUGCGCAUUCUUCGGCCGAUGAGCCACCAUUUUUCCAAAGCGGGGAGUACAACGCCGGCGAGUACGGCAAGUAUGUCACGCAGAACUUCAUAACAGCGAACGUUACGGUACCGAGAUUGAACGUUAACCGGCCAUUUACGAACUGCGAUGAUGGUUCAUACCUGUUCAUUGCCCCGCGCGGUGAAGUCGCAAAUUCAUCCGUUUGCAUAUUGGACGCUAGUGGAUCGCUCGUCUGGUGUACCAGCGACUUCCCAGGCCAAGCCUACAAUCUGCAAGUACAGGAGUAUAGAGGUCAGAAGUACUUGACCUACUGGGCGGGAAACAACUCGCUCGGCCAUGGCAUUGGAAAGUAUUAUAUGCUUGACCAGCAUUAUGAGCUGUUCCGUGCAGUCGACGCCGCUGGCAACAUGUCUGCUGAUCUGCACUCAUUCGACAUCACGCCCGAAGGCACUGCCGUCCUGACUGUGUACGACAUGGUCUUCACAGACCUAGCGAAACAUUUUCGGAAACCUACGGUCUCAUCACCGAGCAUACGGCAAGCGGGCAUCAAGAUGCCAGGUCUACCACCACUCAGACCGGGCCGGCCGUCGAAUACUCCACCCGAUACGGGCUGGAUUUGGGACUCGCUUUUCCAAGAGAUAGACCUGGAAACCGGCGAGUUGUUAUUCCAAUGGCGCGCAUCCGACCACUACAGCUUCGGCGAGUCAUAUGAUCCGCUUAGGGUGGCAACGGAGCAGAAACCGUGGGAUUGGUUUCACAUCAACAGUGUGGAGAAGGACGCAGCGGGGAAUUAUCUCGUCUCAGCCCGCCAUAUGCGCUGCAUUGCAUACAUCUCCGGAGAGGAUGGAAGAGUGCUUUGGCAGGUCGGUGGCAGAGCGAACAGCUUCAAAGAGAAGUCGGCAGGGCGUGCCACAAACUACAUCGGGCAGCACGAUGCCCAUUGGGUCCCCGGCAGUAACACUUCUAUCACCUUCUUCGAUAACCGUGGGGACUGGACGUACCACACCGAGCAGAAGUCGAUGGGCACCCGUAUCGAGCUUAACUUCGACGACAUGAGCGCCACGCUUGGCAAGCAUUACGCCCACGAAAAGAAUGUCUACAGCGUAUCGCAAGGCUCAUACCAGACCCUACCCAAUGGCCACGUCGUGCUAGGCUACGGCAACAACGGUGUUAUGACCGAGUUCGACGAAGAUGGAAACAUUCUCUGCGACGCCUACUUCGAGCCAUCGAAGGAUUGGACGUCCGGCAAUGUGCAGAGCUACCGCAACAUGAAGUUCAACUGGACCGGCAUGCCGAAGACGAGUCCAAGUCUAGAGCUGCACGAGGGCGCGCUCUACAUGUCAUGGCUCGGCUCGACGGAGACCGACGGCUGGUUGCUACUGCAUUCCUCAUCCUCAAACGGCUCGUUCAAGGAGCUUCUAAGCUUCCCCAAAGCCGGCUUCGAGACUCGCUAUGAGUUCGAAGAGGAUGUCCAGGUGCGCGAAUUCGUCAAGAUCGGCGCUCUGAACAAAGACGGCCAUCUAAUGGCCAUCUCCUACCCAGUCAGCAUCGGCGACCGCGCCACCGUUGCCGCCAACGUAACAUAUCCGCCUGAGGCUGGCGAGUUCGACGAUCUGGAGGAUGACUACGAAGCGGAUGAAGUGCUGGAGCUUGAGGAGACUCUUGAGGAUCUAGAAGUGCUCAUUGCUUUUGCUUUGCUUGCGGGAAUCAGCACGUUCUUGGUAUGCUGGCUUUUCCUCGGAUUACGAAUGUUCAGGCCUUUGCGCACGUUAAAGCAUCGAUUACUUGGCUUUUGUGAUGACUUCAGCAAGAGCAGGGUCGCUCAGGUCUACUACGCUGCGAGUACACAGACGGCGCAACGAUUGUCCGCUCUGCUCGUUUCGGUGUCGGGUGGAAGAAGAUGGAUGUAUCGGUCGUUGGAAGCAGAUGAUGAACAUGAGCUAUCUGCAAGUAGUUCGGAGUUCAGUGGCGGUCCGCCUUAGCGACCCAUAGCAUACAAAACAAGUUCUUUGCACUCAUUGUGUUUCACUCCACCCACACUCUAUGAACUCCCUUGGAACAACCGCAGCUUAUGCCUCAGCCGCGCCAGCCUCAAACGCCUCCGGGAAGCGGCGCAUGUUGUACUCAAGCGGGCCACGGUUCCUCAAGAACUGCACGUAGGCACCAUCCACCCUCACGCGACCGGCCUUGCGCUUCUCAACGUACUCCUCGCGGCGA